Messenger RNA from Syngnathus typhle (broad-nosed pipefish), 1430 nucleotides. It is a transcript of the gene tamm41, whose product is annotated as TAM41 mitochondrial translocator assembly and maintenance homolog. The coding region runs from base 218 to 1249 and encodes 343 amino acids. The transcript has 8 exons. Gene Ontology annotation, biological process: cardiolipin biosynthetic process; CDP-diacylglycerol biosynthetic process. NCBI's taxonomy places the organism in Eukaryota, Metazoa, Chordata, Actinopteri, Syngnathiformes, Syngnathidae. The record is from RefSeq and is a predicted model, not a curated record. Gene Ontology annotation, cellular component: mitochondrion. Gene Ontology annotation, molecular function: phosphatidate cytidylyltransferase activity.
CACGGUGACGUAAAACCUACGCGACGGCGGCGGCGAGUGGGAACGUCGUUGAACCUUAAUUGUCCCCUCACUAGCGCGUAGUCUCGUUGCGUUAUCAAUCCAUUUGAAAUGUUAUUAAGCCUUUUUGAAAGUGACUUCGUCAGUUAUAUAUGCACGGCUCCCUUAUCGGUAACAAGCUUGUAUUGUCGAUAAGGAGAUCGUUUGUUGUAUUGACAAAAUGACUCUACCGGUUUUGCACAACACAGGCGUGUUCUACAGAAGAAUUUUGUCACAAUUCCCUCAGGAUAUCAGUUUAGCUUUCGCCUAUGGAUCGGGAGUUUUUAAACAACAAGGAACCAGCCAAGGUCAAAUGGAGAAAAACAUGCUGGACUUUGUGAUUGCGGUGGAUGAUCCAGUCACUUGGCACACCAUGAAUUUGUUGCAGAACCGUAAACAUUACUCCAUCCUUAAACUACUGGGGCCCGCAACAAUCAGCUCCAUACAGAGUGACCAUGGGGCAGCUAUGUACUACAACACGCUGGUGCCCGUCGACGGGAGGAUUAUUAAAUAUGGUGUGAUAAGUACUGAGUGUCUAAUUGAUGACCUCGUGCACUGGAAGACCCUAUAUGCUGCAGGACGGCUUCACAAACCGGUGAAAUUGCUGGUGCAGGGAGACAAUGGGAAGCUGCGUGCCGCUUUAAUGGCCAACCUCAAGAGUGCUGUAACAGCCUCAUUCCUUAUGCUACCAGAGAGUUUCAGCGAGGAGGAGCUUUUCCUCCAGAUAGCUGGCCUUUCAUAUGCCGGUGAUUUCAGGAUGGUGAUAGGAGAGGAUAAAUCCAAGGUGGCCAAUAUCGUGAAUGACAACAUGGAGCACUUCCGCAUUCUCUAUAGCAACAUCUUACGGGACUGCCCCCAAGUGGUCUACAAACCCCAACAAGGAAAGUUGGAGGUCGAUAAAAGCCCAGAGGGCCAGUUUGUUCAGUUGAUGGCGUUGCCUCGCACACUGCAGCAGAGGAUCACCAGGCUGGUGGACCCUCCCGGGAAGAACAGGGACGUAGAGGAGAUCCUGCUGCAGAUGGCUCAGGACCCUGACUGUGGAGCAGUUGUGCAGCAAGGUAUCUCCUCGAUUGUGAAAUCCUCCAGUAUAGCACAAAGUAUCAAAGGCAUAGCGACAGCUGGCAUGUGGAAGACGGUAUCCUACAGCACUAAGAAACUACUAAAGAUGUGGAAGGGCUGGAGGAGAAAACCGUCUGUUUCUCAGACCUCCUGAUCCACUUUUGCCCAUGGACUCUGCCAAUCACUUGUGUGUAUAUUUGUGCAUCUUGUAAUUGCACAUCUACUGCAGUAGGUGACAGCGAUGCGCUCUUUUUAUUUAUUUUUAUUAGAUGUCAGGCAAAUUGAUGCACUUCAAAUAUUUUCUGUAACAAAUUAAAAAAUAAUGGUUACUUUUU